This is a messenger RNA of Sordaria macrospora k-hell, 591 nucleotides long. RefSeq lists its product as uncharacterized. NCBI's taxonomy places the organism in Eukaryota, Fungi, Ascomycota, Sordariomycetes, Sordariales, Sordariaceae. The record is from RefSeq and is a predicted model, not a curated record.
AUGGCUCAAACAAUGGAAAAGCCCACGCCCGUUGAGGCUGCCCCAAUGCCAGCAAGCCAUAUCAAGCCCACCAGCUUCUUCACCGCGCGUUCUCGAGCUUGCUGCAGAUGCAACGAAGAAGGCUCAUCUCACGACCAGCAGUGCAUUUCCGAAAAUUGCACCCACGGCUACUGCACCGACUGUCCCCAGCUCGACUCACGCGGAAGGGAAGUGAUCCCGCACUCGUUCCCUUGCAACUGGGUCUGCAACACGUGCUCGGAGGUGCACAGCGUCCUCUCGAUCCUCGUCAAGAACGUCGAAUGCAAGUGCGAGAAGCCGACGCUACAGGCUAUUUACGACCAAUUCGGCCGCAUCUUCCUGUACUUCCGCAACGACCCCGCUGUGGACGACUUGACCGAUUCGGCUAAAGUCCAGGAGGCGGCCUGGAGGGUCUGGGAGGCGGGCGCCGAGCCGUGGUUGCCGCAUGUUGUUGCUGCUGAGGAGUCCAUUGCGAGGGCGAGUUCGAAGAAGGGGUGGAGUCAGUUAUCUCAAGCUAGUUUCUCGAGUGAUGACACCGUCGACUCCGAGUUCGUCGUUAACGACUCUUAUUAA